AUGGCUUCCAACGGCAACGGCGCUCCUCCUGUCGGACAGGAGAACAUCAACACCGACAUCAUCACCCUCACGCGAUUCCUCACGGAAGAGCAAGUCAAGAUUCCAGAGGCCACCGGUGACUUUACCCUCCUCUGCCACGCCCUCCAGUUCGCCUUCAAAUCCAUCGCCUACUACAUCCGUCGGGCCUCCCUGAUCAACCUGACCGGUCUGGCCGGCUCCUCCAACACGACCGGCGACGACCAGAAGAAGCUGGACGUGAUCGGAAACGAUGUCUUCGUGUCGGCGAUGCGCGGCUCCGGCAAAUGCCGCAUUCUCGUCUCCGAGGAGGAGGACGAGGCGAUCCUGUUCAACGAGCACCCGCAGGCGCGCUACGCCGUCGUCUGCGACCCCAUCGACGGAUCGUCCAACCUGGACGCGGGCGUUUCGGUUGGCACCAUCUUCGGCAUCUUCAAGCUGCCCGACGAGAUCCUCGGCCACGAGGUCACCGCCAAGGACGUGCUCCGCCCCGGCACCGAGAUGGUCGCCUCUGGUUUCACCAUGUACGGCGCAUCCGCCCAGCUCGUCAUCACCAUGCGCAACGGCUCCGUCAACGGCUUCACCCUCGAGAACUCGCUGGGCGAGUUCAUCCUCACCCACCCCAACAUGCAGCUGCCCCCCACCCGCUCCAUCUACUCCGUCAACGAGGGUAACAGCAUGUACUGGGAGGAGUGGACCAACGCUUACUUCCACUCCCUCAAGUUCCCCGGCGAGGGCAAGAAGCCCUACUCCGCCCGCUACAUCGGCAGCAUGGUCGCCGACGCCUACCGCACCCUGCUCUACGGCGGCGUCUUCGCCUACCCAGCCGACUCCAAGAGCCCCAAGGGCAAAUUGCGCAUUCUGUACGAGUGCGCUCCCAUGGCUAUGAUCUUCGAGAAUGCCGGCGGUCGCGCCGUCAACUCGAAGAUGGACCGUCUCCUCACCGUCGUCCCCGAGCACAUCCACGACCGCAGCGGUGUCUUCCUCGGCUCUCGUGAUGAGGUCCAGAAGAUCGUGGACAUGUACAACAAGCACAAGAAAUAA
This is a messenger RNA of Aspergillus terreus NIH2624, 1059 nucleotides long. RefSeq names its product fructose 1,6-bisphosphate 1-phosphatase (gene fbp1). Bases 1 to 1059 code for a protein of 352 amino acids. The transcript has 2 exons. Gene Ontology annotation, molecular function: fructose 1,6-bisphosphate 1-phosphatase activity. Lineage: Eukaryota; Fungi; Ascomycota; Eurotiomycetes; Eurotiales; Aspergillaceae. Gene Ontology annotation, biological process: fructose metabolic process; fructose 1,6-bisphosphate metabolic process; fructose 6-phosphate metabolic process. The record is from RefSeq and is a predicted model, not a curated record. Gene Ontology annotation, cellular component: cytoplasm; cytosol.